AUGAGGGGGCGCAUCCUGCGGGCCUGGCAGGGAGGGUGGAGCCGCGGGCGGGGCCGGGCGACUGUGGCCGGCGAGGCCCAGAGGCGGGAGAAACCCCCUUGGCGGGUCCUGUUCUUCGGCACCGACAGCUUCGCGGCCGAGACCCUCGGAGCGCUCCGGGCUGCUCGAGAGUUGGGACCAGAUCCAAUUGUAGAUCGCUUAGAGGUGGUGACAUUGCAGUCUCACCUGCCGAAGGGCCACGCUGUCAAGAACUACGCAGAGCAGUUUCGGCUCCCUGUCCACCUCUGGCCAGAUAUCGGGCCCUGUGGGCACUUUGAUGUUGGUGUGGUGGCAUCGUUUGGGCGUCUGCUGAGUGAGGACCUCAUCCUGAAAUUCCCGUAUGGUGUGCUGAAUGUCCAUCCCAGCUGCCUUCCACGGUGGCGUGGCCCUGCGCCGAUAAUCCACACGAUGCUCCACGGCGAUAGAGUCACUGGGGUGACGAUUAUGCAGAUCAGGCCGAGAAGGUUCGAUGUAGGUCCUAUUAUCAAACAGGAAACCUUUCCCGUCCCGGCCUUCUGCACAGUGAAAGAACUGGAGUCACUCUUGUCCAAACUGGGUGCAAACAUGCUCAUUACGGUCCUGCAAAAUUUACCGGAAUGCUUACAGAAUAAGAAAGAACAACCAAAGGAAGGAGUGACGUUUGCUCCUAAAGUCACUGUUUCAAUGAGCUGUGUCCAGUGGGAAGAACAAACCUCUGAGCAAGUUCUGCGGCUGCAUCGUGCCUUGGGAACAAUGAUGCCCCUGCAAACCCUGUGGAUGGGCACAGUUAUCAAGCUGCUGGAUUUAGUGGACGUGGACACCGGACUUCCUGAUAGGUUAGCAACCGAACAUGGAACAACCCCUGGAUCAGUGAUCUAUCAUAAGCAGUUGCAGACGUUGAUGGUUCGUUGCAAGGAAGGUUGGGUUGGCGUCAAAGCCCUGGUUUUAAAGAAGAAGCUGACCGCCACCGACUUUUACAAUGGCUACCUGCACCCAUGGUUUCAGCAGGAUUCCAACAUGCCUCCCGGAGAGUGCAGGUUCCACACGCUCAAGCCACCCGUGAAGAAAAAGAAGCCAGAAGGAACAAGACUCCUUGUGAACAACAGGCAGCACUGA
Molecule: messenger RNA, 1134 nt
Organism: Euleptes europaea (tarantolino)
Lineage: Eukaryota; Metazoa; Chordata; Lepidosauria; Squamata; Sphaerodactylidae
Gene: MTFMT
Product: mitochondrial methionyl-tRNA formyltransferase
Exons: 9
Coding region: 1-1134 (377 amino acids)
Biological process (GO): biosynthetic process; conversion of methionyl-tRNA to N-formyl-methionyl-tRNA
Cellular component (GO): mitochondrion
Molecular function (GO): methionyl-tRNA formyltransferase activity
Source: RefSeq, a predicted model, not a curated record